Molecule: messenger RNA, 1876 nt
Organism: Carica papaya (papaya)
Lineage: Eukaryota; Viridiplantae; Streptophyta; Magnoliopsida; Brassicales; Caricaceae
Gene: RHF2A
Product: RING-H2 group F2A
Molecular function (GO): ubiquitin-protein transferase activity
Source: RefSeq, a predicted model, not a curated record
GUCGGUCUUCUCCCGAAAAAGCCCCCAAAAAGUCAUCCCUCAUCUCUCCAUGAAAAUUCCAUUAACGCACCAUUAGCCCUCCUUUCUUCUUCCUUUGCCUCGCUCUCUAAAUUUUAGGGUUUCAAUCACUUUCCCCUCCUCGAUCUAUUGACUAUUCUCCGGUCAAUUUUGCGUUUCAUCGCUGUUGUUGAUUAUGGCUUCCAGCGAGGGAAUGGAAGAGACAAAGAGCCCGGAGGCCCAUUUGACAUCUGCGGCAGCUUUUGUGGAAGGGGGCAUCCAAGAUGCGUGUGAUGAUGCUUGUAGCAUAUGCCUUGAAAACUUCUGCGAAAGCGACCCAUCUACAGUAACUAGUUGCAAACAUGAGUUCCAUCUCCAGUGCAUCCUUGAAUGGUGUCAGAGAAGCUCACAGUGCCCCAUGUGUUGGCAGCCAAUCAGUCUGAAAGAUCCUACCAGUCAGGAGUUACUUGAGGCUGUUGAACGGGAAAGGAGCUUCAGGUUCAAUCCACCUAGGAAUACCACUAUAUUUCAUCAUCCAACUCUUGGGGAUUUUGAGUUGCAACAUUUGCCAGUAGGCGUGAAUGAUGCUGAGCUUGAAGAGCGAAUUAUCCAGCACUUAGCUGCUGCUGCCGCAAUGGGACGAGCACGCCACAUUGCUAGAAGAGACGGCCAGAGGAAUAGGUCCUCAGCUCAAGGCCGCCCGCAGUUCUUGGUAUUUUCAACUCAUGCUAAUACAUCACCUACUGGUGCUGUUUCUUCAUCUCCAACUCAGAGAGCUGAAGGUGAACCAGCUCCUGCAAUCAUAAUAGGCACUCCAUCUUCCCCUCGUAGAGCUGCCGAGGAAGAGUCUUCACAAUUAAAUACACCACUACCUUCUGCCCAAGCCCAUCAGGCUUCUGGCUCAGCACCUGAAUCAAGUAUUCUUGUUUCUGGUCAACAUGGCAAUCCUUUGAACAAUAGGAGGUCUCCUAAUCAGUCUUCUCCAAACAAUCAAGACAAAGCAGGACCAUCGGAAUUCCAAUCUUUUUCAGAGUCUUUAAAAUCCCGAUUUAAUGCUGUUUCAAUGAGGUACAAAGAGUCAAUUUCAAAGAGUACACGGGGGUGGAAAGAAAGAUUUUUCUCUCGCAACACCUCCAUGGCAGAUAUUGGCUCCGAAGUUAGGAGAGAGGUCAAUGCUGGAAUUGCAACAGUCUCACGCAUGAUGGAGCAUCUGGAAACCAAAGAUAACAAUAGAUCUGGUGAUGCUUCCGGUUCAAACAGUUCUGGUAAUAGCUCAGUUUCAGAAUUGAACAACCAGCAGAUACCACAGGUGGAUGGCAGCAAUGCCUUAAAUGAAACCAGCGUGCAAGCCUCUUGCACUGCAACUUCUGGUUCAAAUUAAGCAUUAUAGAUAGUUGCAUGAGCAGAAAGCAUUUUGUUGCCAAAGACAUCAGAUGCGGUGGAUAAUAUUUUCGCUCGUUGAAAAAGUGAUUGGUAAUUGAGAUCCGAUUCAAAAAUAAAGCAAGCUGGAAAGGGGGAGGCACUUUCGAUAUGGAUAUUGCAGAAACAGUAGAUGAUUGUAAAUCAGUUUAAACGUAAAAUCUAAGCUUACAUGUUUCUUUUAAAAAAGAUAGUUUAAACUUAUAUAAUAUCUAUUGAAUUCUGUAUGGUUGCUGCUGGCCUGCUCUUUUAGAUGUUUGUGUGUGAUUGCAACGAAGCAUACAUGGGAAGAAGAUUCCUUUUAAACCGAACUUUUUAGAGGAUUGUAGCUCACAGGAGAAUAUAAAUAUAUCUGUACAUGAUAUGAUGACUUAAGGGUUGAAGCUGGCAGCUGAAGCCCAUUUAGUAAUUUAAGCAAAUGCAGUUCCAUCGGAUGCAUUUGCCUGUAUGUGUUUGUGCU